AUGAUGGGGGAACAAAUAGGCGGAACAGGAUAUGAAAAAGUGCGCAAAUGUAUUAUAAAAGUUAGAGAGGUCGAAGUAGAAGCCGUUGCAAUUACAAUAUCCGGGUUAUCAUCAAAUGCACUGGAAAUUUUGAAACGUAGAGCAAGGCAAUGUCGUUUACUCCGAGACCUACGACAUCCUUGCGUUGUGCAUUAUUACGGUGUGAGUAUGCUGGCACCACCAUGUCGAUUUCUAUGUGAAUAUGUGCAAGGGGAAAAACUGAACAUAUACCUGACCAAGCGGCGCGGGAAGUUAAAAAGGGAUGAGAUGUUACGAAUGACGGUCACCGCUGCAUGGGGAUUGGACUAUCUUCAUUCGAAAGGCAUACUCCAUUUGGAUAUGGCUGCUAAAAAUUGUUUUUAUAACGAAAAAGUGGUGAAGAUUUACGGUUUUGAUCUUGCACAAAAGGCACUCGUAUACACAAUAAAAUCACUGAAAAAAUUACCAGUUCGAUGGUUGGCACCCGAAUCGGUGGAAAUGUUUCGAUUUUCGCAAAAAUCUGAUGUCUACUCUUACGGGGUACUUGUGUACGAGAUUUUUUCGCAACGAGAACCCUACGAAGGAAAAGUGAGGCAGGCGGCAGAAGCUGAAGUAAGUGCUCUUAAAACAUCUCAGAUUCACAUUAGGUAGCA
Messenger RNA from Cylicostephanus goldi, 671 nucleotides. NCBI's taxonomy places the organism in Eukaryota, Metazoa, Nematoda, Chromadorea, Rhabditida, Strongylidae. The record is from the annotation of a GenBank genome assembly.